Messenger RNA from Trichomonas vaginalis G3, 432 nucleotides. Its product is annotated as DDE endonuclease family. The transcript has a single exon. The record is from RefSeq and is a predicted model, not a curated record. Bases 1 to 432 code for a protein of 143 amino acids. Lineage: Eukaryota; Parabasalia; Trichomonadida; Trichomonadidae.
AUGAAUGCAGAAAUUGAGACAGAGCCAUGCUUAUUAGCAGAUUCAGGAUAUCAAGGUAUUAAUGAUAUAAUACCAUGGGCAAAAAUUCCUUUUAAACGUCAAAGGAAUACAGAAUUAACAGAUGAUCAGAAGGAAUACAACCGAAAACUCUCCAGUAAUCGAAUCAUUGUCGAGAAUUAUUUUUCUCGACUCAAACAAUACUGGAGAGUGAUUGGUGGUAAAUGGCCAUUGAAAAUCAAGGGUGAUCUAACAUUUUAUCAUCACACCUUUGCAAUGUGUGCAGGCCUUACAAAUAAACUUUUGUGCCGACGUCCAUUACGUAGAGGUGCUGAAAGAUGGGAUCUUUUAGAUCUUGAUAGCAUGGAUGAAAAUAGCGAGGCAUAUAACUAUCAAGAAUCAGUUUCUGAAGAUGACAGUGAAAAUUCUUAUUAA